GCAAGCGAGACCUUUAGCACUGUCGGUGUGACCGCGGUCACAAACGCGCUGAUUCUCGUGUCUCGGUAUUCUUUUUACAAUCGCACUCUUGAUCCUCACACAUCGAAUUCUGCAAUGACCUGGCAACGUGAAUUAUCAUCAUGGAUGUCGCCUCCUCGACUCAAGACGGCCGAUGCACCGGCUGUUGGCCAAAAGGCACCCUCACUGCCCAGCUUAGAGGGAUCCGUACAGAAUGGCAAGCCAACCAUCAUCAGUUUCCUUAGGCACUGCGGCUGUCCUUUCGCUGAGAAGACUUUCCUCGACUUGCGUGCCAUUGCACCUACCAAUCUAGAUGUUCAUUUCGUGGCUGUUUCUCACAGCAACCAAGAAUCUACAGACAAAUGGCUUGCUUCGCUACCCGACCCUUCGCGAAACAAACAACCCAAUCUCUAUGUCAUUGUUGAUGCGGAGCGUGAGACGUACGCUGCGUGGGGCCUGGAUACGUCGGGCGUCUGGCACGUCCUGGCGAGCAUGCCCAGCGUUCUGAAACUGGCCAAUAAAGAAGGCAUCAAAGUCAGGCCAACUGAGAGCGGGAGCAGGUGGCAGACCGCGGGCGACUUUGCUAUCGAUGGCGAGGGUAUAGUGAGGUGGUCUAGGAAAAAUGAGCGUGCAGACGAUAUGCCAGACUUCAAGGAGGGGCUUGAUGCGCUGCUGAAAGAUAGAGGCGAGUGAAUUGAACCCAGCAAAGCCACGAAAGGCAGAAGUACAAAACUUUGUAGCGUUCCUUGCGACUACACCGUGUAGCACUUGAGUUUCCCCUUGGUCUUUCGUUUUCCUUUCUUAUUCCAUCGUUCGUUCCGCGUUUUGCAAUUCACAAUGUGGGGGCCAUGUCGGCGCGUGAUGUAAGCUUUUCUUAUACACGCUCAAUCGCGUCAAAUAUUCGUAUAAAUGAAUACCUCAAGCUACAACACAGAUAAAGCCAGU
Messenger RNA from Bipolaris sorokiniana ND90Pr, 963 nucleotides. RefSeq lists its product as uncharacterized. The coding region runs from base 115 to 711 and encodes 198 amino acids. NCBI's taxonomy places the organism in Eukaryota, Fungi, Ascomycota, Dothideomycetes, Pleosporales, Pleosporaceae. The record is from RefSeq and is a predicted model, not a curated record. The transcript has 2 exons.